Coprinopsis cinerea okayama7#130 is the source of this 2079-nucleotide messenger RNA. RefSeq names its product CAMK/CAMKL/AMPK protein kinase. Gene Ontology annotation, molecular function: ATP binding; protein serine/threonine kinase activity. The record is from RefSeq and is a predicted model, not a curated record. Lineage: Eukaryota; Fungi; Basidiomycota; Agaricomycetes; Agaricales; Psathyrellaceae. Gene Ontology annotation, biological process: protein phosphorylation; intracellular signal transduction. Gene Ontology annotation, cellular component: cytoplasm. The coding region runs from base 1 to 2079 and encodes 692 amino acids. The transcript has 6 exons.
AUGGACGAAUCACAGAUGUUCCCGCCCUCCAAGCUAGGCGAGUACACCGUCAUCGCUGAUAUUGCAGAGGGGACUUUUGGCAAGGUCAAAAUGGCGAUCCAUACGGUUACUGGCCACAAAGUCGCGAUGAAGUACAUCUCCAAAGCCGUCAUCCAGCGCGAGAAGACCAAGACUCGCGUACGCCGCGAAUUCGAGUAUCUCAGAACCUUGCGGCACCCGCACAUCAUCAAACUCUACGAAGUCAUCUCAACACCCACCGACAUCAUCUUCGUGCUCGAAUACGCAGGAGGCGAGCUAUUCAACUACAUCGUCGCCAACGGGCGCAUGUCCGAGGCCCAGGCCCGCCGCUUCUUCCAGCAGAUAAUCUCAGGCAUCGAGUAUUCUCACAGACUCAAGAUCGUCCACCGUGACCUCAAACCAGAGAACGUCUUGCUCGAUGACGACCUCAACGUCAAGAUCGCAGAUUUCGGCCUCUCCAAUGAGAUCAGCGACGGCGAUUUCCUGACGACGAGCUGUGGGAGCCCGAACUAUGCUGCCCCCGAGGUCAUUCGGGGAGGCGUUUAUGCUGGCCCGGAAAUCGACGUGUGGAGCUCGGGCGUGAUUCUCUAUGUCAUGCUGUGUGGUCGUCUCCCCUUCGAAGAUGACGACGUCCAGAUGCUCUUCCAUAAAAUUAGCCAGGGCCAGUUCCAUUGCCCGUCCUACCUGUCCAAGGAUGCCCAGUCGCUCAUCAACUCGAUGCUCGUCGUCGACCCCGUCAAGCGGGCCACCAUCACCGAUAUCAUAAACCACCCCUUCUUCAAAGUAGAUCUCCCCCGCUACCUGACGCCGCUCCCGCCCCCGCCCGGCCCCGUCCUGGGCAUGCUCACCACCCUCGUCGCCCCGCCCAAGCAACUCGACUAUGAGAUCAUAGACGGCCUCGGCCGCAUUGAAGAGGAUGUCGUGGAACAGCUUGCGGCGCGGAUGAUUGGCGUUAGCAAAGAUGACAUUUGGGAGUGUUUGAGGAGGGACGAUGGAGCGCAGGGUAAUGCGGUUAAAGUUGCGUAUAUGCUUCUGAGGGAUAAGAAUCGCCUUGGGAAAGACUUGGCUGUCUUUGCAGAGGCAGAACGGGAUGCCCAACUCGCUGCCCAAGACCCCCUCACAGGCCUUCUAUCCCCCACCGCGCUCUCACCCGCCGCCACCGAAAUAGAUUCCAACCCCUUCGAAGCCGAGCUCAACGCCGAAUACGAAGAAGAAGAAGAAUACCUCUCCGAAGACGAGCUCGACUCGUUCAUCGCGGCCCCACCCGCGACGGACCCGACCUUUGCCGUCCUGAACUCGUCCCUCCCCGAGCAGCUCCCCGAACAGCACCACCUCACGUCGUACGUCUCCGCGAAACGAUCAGCGCGGUCUGGCGAGAAGAAGCAGCACCGGACAAAGUGGCAUUUUGGGAUUCGGAGCCGGAGUCCGCCUAUGGAGGUUAUGCUUGAGAUUUAUAGGACGCUAAAGACGUUGGGUAUGGAGUGGAAGGAGAAGAAGAAUUUGGGCGGGCUUGGGGGGUUGAAGGCGCGGAGGCAGCAUCAUCAUCAUCAGUAUCAUCACCAUGAGCGGGGGAGGGCAUCGAUUGAGAGGGCGAGGGAGUACGAUGGGGAUGGUGGUGUGGAUUUGAAAGCUGCAGCUGGGAUUUACUGCGUCGAGACGCGGUGCCGGGUUCAAGACGUGGUCGUGCUGAUGAACCUCCAACUCUACAUGGUUGAUUCUAUCAACUAUUUGGUUGAUUUUCAUCAUAAGAAGACGUACAAGGCGAGUACGGAGCCUGGGGCGGGCAAGUUUGAUAUGGCGCAUUUUGAGAUACCGAGUGAUAGUUGUAGUGAGAGUGAGAGGAGUGUGAAGGAGAAGGAGGGGUGUUUUGGGAUUGGGGGGAGGGAGGAUGAGGUUGUUUCGCCGUUUGUGUUUAUGGAUGUUGCGUGUCGGUUGAUUUUGGAGUUGGCGGGGGGAGGGGAGUUGGUGGAGGGGAGGGGGCGUGGUGUUGUGACCGAGGAGGUGGGGUGUGGUGGGAGUAGGAGGGAAAAAGAGACAGGCCUACGUGGCGAUGCGAUGUAG